AGGCCGCGUUCCAGUCCGCCGUGCGCCCCGGGAGCCUGGACGGCGGGGACGGGAAAGAAGGCGCUUUGGGGGCGCGGGGCGCCGUCCCGUAGCCGCCUCUCCCAGCAGCCCGGCAGGUUCCAGUGACCUUUGGGGACGUGGCUGUCUAUUUCUCCCCAGAGGAGUGGGCACUGCUGACAGACCGGCAGAGGGACCUCUACUACCAUGUCAUGCAGGGCAACUUUGAGCUGGUGACUUCACUGGGAGAGUCGAGGAUGAGCUGGCCGGAGUUGGCGAUGAAAGAGGAGCCGAGUGGGGACUGGAGCGUGGCUGCCUCCCCUCCCUGGUCCCGCUCGGGACCCCGGUUCCUUUCCCUCCAAGAGCUGUGUCCCACUUGGUGCCAGGUGGAGGUGACGGACAUACGGAGCCUUGCCCAAGAGGGGCCCCUGGAGAUGGGCGCGCUGCCGGAGCCCGAGCUGCUAAUCUGUGGCGAGUGCGGGAGGAGCUUUGAGGACGGGGUCUCCCUGGCGGACCACCAGGCCACCCACCAGGAGCAGAAAGGCCCCUUCGCCUGCCCUUCCUGCGGGAAGCUCUUCCUCUACCGCCUCAACCUCCUGACCCACAAGAAGCACCGGGCAAAGGCUCGGCUUGAUUGCGGCCCCUGCGGCCUCCGCUUCUGCCUCAAGGGGGACCUCCUGCGCCACCGGCUCAGCCACGCGGCCAAGGAACUCUACCCGUGCGGCACUUGCGGCGAGGCCUUCCAGCGCAAGGCCCACCUGCUGGCCCACAAGGCGGUGGAGCAUGCUGGGAAGGAGGCCCGCGAGUGCCCCGAGUGCGGGGAGGCCGUCGGCGGGGAGGCGGAGCUCGCGCAGCACCAGGCGGCGCACCGGGAGGAGGGCCGCCCCUUCGCCUGCGCCUUGUGCCCAGAGACCUUCAGCUGGAAGGAGGGCCUGCGGCUGCACCAGCGGGCGCACGCCCAGGAGGGGGGCCACCCCUGCCCAGACUGCGGGAAGAGCUUCAGCCGGCGCGGGAACCUCCUGGCCCACCAGCGCUUGCACACCGGGGACCUGCCCUUCGCCUGCCCCGAGUGCAGCCGCGCUUUCCCCACCAACGUCGCCCUCGUGGCUCACAGCAAGCUGCACCGCCGGCCCAAGAAGCUCCUCCAGCCGAAGGAGGAGGACGGGGUCAAGGAGGAGGGCGAGGCGUAAUGCUCCCGUUCUGCCUGUAGGUGGAGCAAGUCUGACUCAGGGAAUCCCUUCUCUCUCUCUCUCCAUUAUCUCGGACUUGCCAUAAAUCUGUUUUUCAAAAAC
Lacerta agilis (Sand lizard) is the source of this 1289-nucleotide messenger RNA. Its product is annotated as oocyte zinc finger protein XlCOF26-like. The record is from RefSeq and is a predicted model, not a curated record. Gene Ontology annotation, molecular function: RNA polymerase II cis-regulatory region sequence-specific DNA binding; DNA-binding transcription repressor activity, RNA polymerase II-specific. Gene Ontology annotation, biological process: negative regulation of transcription by RNA polymerase II. The transcript is spliced from 3 exons. Bases 210 to 1187 code for a protein of 325 amino acids. Lineage: Eukaryota; Metazoa; Chordata; Lepidosauria; Squamata; Lacertidae.